UCCUCGACAGGAUGGACGACAGCGAGACCCACAUGAAUAAGAAGCCCAGAAUAACUGGCUCACGGGCUCCUUCCCGAGACCAUCAGACCUCCACCUACACCGAGCUGAACAUUCUCGCAGAACAUCAGACCUCCACCUACACCGAGCUGAACAUUCGGAAAGGCGAACGCCUCACCAAUACACACGCAGAUGGUCUGGACCCCACCUACUCUCAGUUGAACCUUCGCAACAAUGAACUUCUCAUCGCUAAGGAUGAAGAUCCUCCGGUCACGUCGAGUGCAGGGGAAAAGCCAGUGACUGCUCAGGCAGGUCCGCAUAAACAGGAGCCGAAUGAGAACAUUGGAAAUAGACCGGAUCGUAAGAUCUGCCUGCACAGCCUAGUGACGUCCGUCCUCUUCGUGGCCGUGGUCGGGCUGUCGAUCUAUGUGUCACAGAUUCGUCAGUCUCAGAUCACAUCCAGCCGAAACUUACAGCUCCUUCGGGAAGAAUAUCGCGAGAUGAACAGGACCCAGCGCCAAUGUCGACUACAAGUCCUUGAGUUAAACUCAACCCUUGAAUCCACAAUAUCCGAGAAUUCCCUCCUGAAUCUGACCCAGGGAACCUGUCUCAACUAUCUUUCUGCGCUCAACUCUAAUCUGUCCGUUCUUAAACGAAGAAACACUGAACUUCGUAACCAGGUUAUUCAGGUGAAAAAGAAGUACAGAUCUGCCAACGAAACCAAGGCUCAAAUUUGUCAAUUGUUGACCGGCACAAGAGUGCAUCCGUGUCCUCAGAACUGGAUCAAUAACGGAAGUCGGUGUUAUUUCAUAUCCUCCAUGGAGAAAGCUUAUGAUGGAGCGAGGGAACAUUGUUCAAACUUUAAUGCAAGGCUCCUCGAAAUAAAUUCAAAAAAGGAAGAGGAUUUUGUUUCCACAUCCAUCGGCUAUGUAUACAGAACUUACUGGAUUGGAAAAUGCAGAGACGGGAAUGUGGACUCUAAUGUUCUCGACAAGUCCUUUGGAUGGUCCAGCUGCAGUAAAUGCAACGCGUACCGGGGCUACAAUAAUUGCAAAAGUAAUUACAGAUUCAUCUGCGAGAAGUCGGAUAUUCCUGCAGAGAUCAGAGGUCUCUGUCAACACCCCGUGGAGAAGACUUAAAUCAAAUGAAUGCACCCCACCUCUCCCCAUUCAAUCUAACCCACUCUCAAACCCCCAUCCUUUUACUCCUUACCACCCUCUCUUCCCCUCCUUCCUACCCCAGUCUCCUCCUCUAAUCGCAUCCCCAUUCUUCCCCACUACUCACCCUCUCCCCAUCUAGACCACUCUUCACCCUUCCCGCCCCGCUCUCCGCUCCCCCCAUUUACUCCCCCUUUCUACUCCUCUCUUUGUCCUUCUCCUCAACUCAUUCCGCUUCUGCUCUGGCUCUGUCUCCCUCGGACCCCACUCUCUGCCUCUCCGCUCUCCGUUCUCUCCACACACUCUCACCUCAAUUCUGUGCACUCAGUCUCUCAAUUCCCCAACCCAGGUGGAAAAGACUGUGCACAUUCACCCUAUCUGUACCCCUCCUGGAUUCAUAACCACAAUCCAGGGAAUAUAGACUCAUCCGUCCUUCUUGCCUUCUCUCCGUAUCUUCGACUCUCGAGACCCGGCAACAUCCUCGUAAAUCUCCCCCCGCACUCUCUCCAGCUCAGUGGCAUCUUUCCUACAGGAGGGGGACCAGAACUGUACACCGCCCUCCAAGCGCCGCCUCACCGAAGCAUUGAACAACUUCAACGUGACCCCGGGACGAUGCAAAGAUGUAAAAUUAACGUAAAUUGGGAGAAUUAAUAAAU
Messenger RNA from Hypanus sabinus (Atlantic stingray), 1810 nucleotides. RefSeq names its product C-type lectin domain family 12 member B-like. The transcript is spliced from 8 exons. Bases 12 to 1136 code for a protein of 374 amino acids. Lineage: Eukaryota; Metazoa; Chordata; Chondrichthyes; Myliobatiformes; Dasyatidae. Gene Ontology annotation, cellular component: plasma membrane. Gene Ontology annotation, molecular function: transmembrane signaling receptor activity. The record is from RefSeq and is a predicted model, not a curated record.